AGCCGUGGUAGCGGCCGCACUCUGCAGGGCUGGCCGGGCAGGAUGCAACCACCGAGCUGCCGCGGGCAUGGGUCCGGCUCUGCAAAGGCACAUUGGCACUGGAAUCUCCCUUUAGUAAUGAGAAUGUGACUGUGGCCCUGUGGGCAGUGAGUUGAAGCAUUCCUUCAAGCCAUUCCCAUUGUGGGACUUGGGGUUCCCACUCUGGGGCACUCUCAGCUGCAGCUCUAACCCGGGAUGGCUUUCCGAAGAACUGAAGGCAUGUCCGUGAUCCAAGCUUUGGCCAUGACAGUGGCAGAGAUACCCGUGUUUCUCUACACGACCUUUGGACAGUCGGCAUUUUCUCAGCUACGACUAUCUCCGAGCCUGCGGAAGGUGCUCUUUGCUACAGCGCUAGGGACAGUGGCCUUGGCUUUGGCUGCCCACCAACUGAAGCGGCGUCGGCGACGGAAGAGACAGAUUGCCCCUGAGAAAGGAGGCGGGAAGCCUGGAACUGUUCCUAUCCCAGUCUUUAUGGCCAGAAGGGUUCCAUCAGUGAAGAAAGGCUAUUCCAGCCGAAGGGUCCAGAGUCCCAGCAGCAAAAGCAAUGACACCCUGAGUGGCAUUUCCUCUAUUGAACCCAGCAAGCACUCAGGCUCCUCUCACAGCCUGGCCUCGAUGGUGGCAGUGAACUCCUCUAGCCCAACAGCUGCAUCUUCGGGGCCCUGGGAUGCUAGAGUAACUGAAGAGUCAGGGGCUGCUGGUGAUGCAAAUGCAGAGAACCUCUACAUUCAAGGAAUGGAGCUGUUUGAGGAAGCAUUGCAGAAAUGGGAGCAGGCCUUGAGUAUUGGACAGAGGGGAGACAGUACUAGCACCCCCACACUCUGGGACAAUCUCAAGAGUCCAGAGACCAUCUCUGAGGUGCUCUCGGAGCCAGAGUCCCAGAAAAAAGAGUUUGCUGAAAAGCUAGAAUCUCUACUACACCGAGCAUACCACCUCCAGGAGGAGUUUGGCUCCACAUUCCCAUCAGAUAGUAUGCUCUUGGACCUAGAGAGGACACUCAUGUUGCCUCUGACAGAAGGUUCUUUGAGACUUCAGGAAGAUGAUGAGGGCAGUCUUUCCUCUGAAGACUCUUUCUUCUCUGCUGCAGAGCUGUUUGACUCCCUGCAGGUAGGAGAUCUCCCUUUUCAGCUCUCUAGGCCAGCUGCAGCAUAUGAGGAGGCCUUGCAACUGGUGAAAGAGGGGAAGGUUCUCUGUCGGACACUGAGGACAGGACUUCUGGGUUGCUACAGUGAUCAGGACUUCUUAGCUAAACUACACUGUGUCCGGCAGGCCUUCCAGGGACUUCUGCGAGAUGAAAGUAACCAGCUGUUCUUUGGGGAGGUUGGGAAACAAAUGGUGAUGGGCCUGAUGACCAAAGCUGAAAAGAACCCAAAGGGCUUCUUGGAGAGCUAUGAGGAGAUGUUGAAUUAUGCCCUGAGACCAGAGACCUGGCCUACCACACAGCUGGAGCUGGAGGGGCGGGGGGUGGUAUGCAUGAGUUUCUUUGACAUCGUGCUGGAUUUCAUACUCAUGGAUGCCUUUGAGGACCUGGAGAACCCUCCCUCCUCUGUGCUUGCUGUCUUGCGAAAUCGCUGGCUCUCCGACAGCUUCAAGGAAACGGCUCUGGCCACUGCCUGCUGGUCAGUUCUGAAAGCCAAGAGGAGGCUUCUGAUGGUGCCCGAUGGCUUCAUCUCCCAUUUCUACUCCGUAUCGGAGCAUGUUAGCCCCGUUCUUGCCUUUGGCUUCCUAGGGCCCAAGCCACAGCUGGCUGAAGUAUGCACUUUUUUCAAGCAUCAGAUUGUGUACUACCUGAAGGACAUGUUUGACCUGGACAACGUGCGCUACACCACCGUGCAGUCGCUAUCGGAGGACAUCCUUCAGUUGUCUCGCCGACGCAGUGAGAUCUUGUUGGGUUACCUGGGAACAGAACCUGUCCGUGAGAUGAACGGGAUGUUGCCCCAUGAAAAUGGACCCCUGGGGGAGCUUCAUUAACCGCCACGCCACCCUGAGGAGGGCUGACUCCUCUCCUCUGUCGUUCUCCACUGUGGCAAUGGGUGCUUGCUCUCUCCUGAGUUACAUGAGUAGCUGCGGCUUAGCCCAGCCCCUGGCUUCACUUGGUCCUUCUGCUUGCCCUCCGUGGAGGGAUCUGCCAAGCCAGUGUCUUGGACCAGUCGAUUGCUUCCUAUUUUCCCUUGCAUUGGAAUUCUAGGCCCCAGAUCUCAGCUCAGAAGGACCAAUUUGUGAUGCCCCUCUCCUCCCCUCCUGUUUGUCCCUAUAUAUCAUACAGUGGCAGUUCCCUGGCCGUGGCCAGGAAGCUCACAUGUCUCUCCUCAGCCUCUUUCUCCUCAGGAACCAGCUGGCAAUGCCUUGUUUGUGAGGCUGGCAGUAAAGGUCAGCACAGGUGUCUAUCUGUGCAUCACUAGGUGGGCUUAGACGUGCAGCUGGGAUAAUGUCCCUUGUGAGGUGAGGCAGGGAGGCGAGGGACAAGUGAGCUUCUUGGGAGACUGAGAAUGAUGGAGGCUCUCUGCCCCACCCUCUUCAGACUGGCUCUGCCAUUGGCCAAAGCUGAGAGGAUCCCGUGCUCUGGAUUGUGCCAUUGGGUACGAUGGUGUGAAAGUGAUGGAGGGAGGAAAGCUGUGAAAUAGAUUGAGCAGUGAGAGCAGGAAGAAGAGUCACGUGUGACAGGGAGAAGAAAAGAAAAGACACAAGGGUGGUGGGCAUUUAGCAGCCCCUUAGUUGGCUUCAGAGACAUCGUUUGAUGUGGAAUCACUGUGUCUGGGACAUUGAGACCAAGAAGCAGGUUUGCUGAAUCCAGAGUCUGAUGUCUUUAGGGAUUAAAAAGUGUACUCUGCUGCUGUGAGAGAGAGAUUGAGAGUACGAGAGAGGGUGAGUGAGUUUAAGGAGGGGGUGGAGAGUGAGUGAGUGUUGGGAGCUCAGUACAGAGGCUCCUGGGAAAUCUGGGCCAAGCCCAGAUCGGAAUUACUGCUGUUCCCAUUACUAAGGUGCUACAGGCUAGGGAGGAAGGAGCAAACACAGGUCUGGUCUGUGAUGAGGGAACUUCAGGUCUCUCAGGUUCCCAGGAAUCUGUACUGGUCCAGACAGAAAUAAGAGUAGUGACAAUUAGCUGUGGUAAAAUAAGAAUGAGAAACUGUAUAGUAGAGUGGAGAGAGGCAGCCUCAGAGUCAGGAAGACUGGGGUUCCCAUCCUGCUGUGUGGGUAUGGCCCUGGGUGAGGCACUAAACCUCUCAGGGCCCCAGGCAGUUUUCUAGGACUUCCAGUUGUGGGCCAGAGCUCCUCUGUUGAGAAUGAAGGACACUUCCUCACCGUGUAUAUGUUGGGUGGGGUGUCCAGGGAAGGGAGGAAGGGGUCAUGCAGCUUAGUGAGCAUGGGUGAGGGACACAGCUGCAUCAGAAAUCUGACAGGCUUUCUUCUUUCCCUGGGCUUAGGGCUCCUUUCCUAUUUCACCCACAGAAAAUAGCUUCAGAAGAACUUGGAGGUCUUAAUAAAAUGGAAACACAAGUGGCCGAGAGGGUGACAAAAACUACAUAGAGGGAACCUGAGAGAAGAGAGUAGAGGGAGAUAAGAAGGGUCACAGAAAGCUAGAGCUGGAAAGAGACAAGAGAUCAUUGAAUCCAGCUCUUUCAUUUUAUAGCCAAGGAAACUGAGGCCCAAGAAGUGAAGUGACUUGGCUCAGAGUCUAGUUGGUGGGGGAGCUGAGACUUCAAUUUAGAUUUUCUGAUUCUAGAUACAACCAUCUUUAUUAUACCACAGAUCUUUGGUCUGCUGAGCAGAGUAAAAAAAGGUUAUUUAGAGUUUGCCAAAUAUGUAUCAACACCCUGUCCCCUCCUUCCAGCAAGAAGGAAGCAGCCCUGAGGACAAAUCUUUUUUCUCCACUUUAUUAUAUUGUGUGGGUGUUGAGUUGAAGGUCCAUAGCCUCCUAGCCUCCACCUGGAAAGAUCCCUUGCAUAUUUAUUGGGUGUGUUACUUGGAAUAUUCCUUAGCUGAUGGACUUGGACCUUGAUCUGCAGAGUUUUAUUCCCUUACAUAUUGCACAAGCCCACUUAUACUCAUUGUAUUGACCUUAGUGUUCCAGCUCCUCCUAACCACCAAAGCCAGCCCACUAGCUUUGUCUGUCCCAAGGCCAGGUGAAUGCCUGCCAGCAUGGGGAAUGGGGUGCGGUAUUUGGAUGAAAUUCAUAAUGUUGGCCAAUGGGUAGAGUUUAACCAGCCACUCUUCCUUCGCCUGCCAACCAUACUUUUCUGAAGAAUUCAAACAUCAUUUCAAGAACCUUGGUUUUGCCAUCAUUUCCCCCACUAAAGAUUGUGAUGUUACACCAUCUCCACCAGCAAAGACUCCUGGAAGUCUCCCUGGAAAGAGUGGGCAAAAAGCCCUUUGGUGUCUUGAAGUGCUGUAGAGGCCAAUCCCCACAAAGCAGAAGGAGCUGCAUUUUUAACUCCUAGAAAUUCCCUUCCCAGCACCUGACAGUUGAUUCCCACCUGGGGAAGUGAAGUCAUCACUACCAAACCUAGGGCCUUUGUGCUCUGGCCCUUGCUCUCUCUGUGUGUCCCAUCCCUCAGCACUCUGUCCGACCAGCACUUUCUCUAUGAUUGGUCAGGCACUGGGGUUGGGGCUCAUGGCCUCAUAUGGAACAGGGCCGAUGUAUGCAAGAAAAGAUGAUAGGUAAAUGACAAGUUUCCCUUUACCCUUGUUUUUCUUGGGAAGCUUUUAAACAGAUGUAUUUCCCAGAACUUUUUAUUCAACCAGUGAGCAAAGCAAAUACUUUUUCAAUGUAGUCUAAGUUUAGAGAGCUGUUUUUGGUAUUCCAUUCAACACAGUUGGCCACUAUAGAUAAGUUACGUUAGCAUUUCUCUAAACUAUCCUCCUUUUCAAGAGUUUCUAUCUUAGCUCUGCAGACUCACUUCACUCACAGCGAUUACAGCAUUGGGCUUGAGCAGGACUUUUAAAAAUUGCCUUAAAAGGGGGGAGAAAAGUUGAAUUGUCCCUUGAAUUGAGACUUUAAAAAGUUGAUUUUUAUAUGUGUGGGAUUUCUUAAAAUCUCAAGAACUGUCUUUUUGGGGAAAGGGUCCUGAGUCAAAUUUUAAGGAGAAUAGAAAGAUUGGAAUGAGAUUUGCCUGUUCCUUCUCUGAGCCACCCAUGUUGCCCAGACUUCUAGAAGAUAUGAGCCCUGACCAUUCCAGCAAUUCAUAGCUCUCUUGAUUGUAAACUUGCCUCUACGGACAUCAGCCUGAAGAACCAGUCUCCUGGGAAAGCAGUAUGCUUUGUAGGUGGAGGCAGUCUUCCCUUAAUCUCCAUUUCUCAGAUGUGCUCUUUGUUGUCACUCUCACACAAUCAUUGAAUGUAAUCUUGUGCUUGAUUCCAUCCCCCUUUGCUUCCCUCUCUGAUCUCAUAAAGGUAUCAUUUCUCUUGAUUUUGUUUGUUUACAUAUUCAUGAACUGCCUCUGACUCUGAUUUGCAGCUUUUACCUUUUGUAUGGUAGAUGGAGUGUGUUGACUGAAGUCAAAUAAAAAAAAAAUUUUAAAACA
This is a messenger RNA of Vombatus ursinus (common wombat), 5561 nucleotides long. It is a transcript of the gene MIGA2, whose product is annotated as mitoguardin 2. The transcript has 16 exons. Gene Ontology annotation, biological process: mitochondrial fusion. NCBI's taxonomy places the organism in Eukaryota, Metazoa, Chordata, Mammalia, Diprotodontia, Vombatidae. The coding region runs from base 235 to 2010 and encodes 591 amino acids. The record is from RefSeq and is a predicted model, not a curated record.